AUGGCGGAUCAACUCCGGUUUGACGCGCUCUCGCCGGUUACGCCCGCCCUGCACACGCCAGGCUUUGCCGCCCUGGCACGGGAGGGUGUGCUCUUCUCCCGCGCCUACUCCUCCACCCCGACCUGCGCGCCCGCGCGCGCCGCACUUCUCACGGGCCGCUCGCCCUGGGGGCAUGGGCUGCUCGGAGUGGGCCCGAUCGCUCUUUCAUACCCGUGGGAGUUUCCACGCACGCUCGCGUCGGUGGGCUACCAGGCAGCGGUGGUUGGCAAGAACAACUUUGGCUGGAACCUGUCCGCAGGGCUCGAGGGUGGCCGGGAGCACAGUCACAGCUAUCAAAGCUGGCAGAUCUACGACGGCAAAACGGGCCAGCACGACCAGUACCGCGAGUAUUUUGCUGAGCAAGUGGGGUACCGCCGCGACAUGGCCAAUGGCUCGACACCUGCAAACGUUUGCUGGCCGACUCUGGAUAUGAACUCGUGGCGCGGGGCGGCGUUUGCGUGCGACGAGGAGCUGCAUCCGACGGCGUGGGCGGGCCGCAAGGCGGUUGCCUUCCUCCGCGCCCAUCGAGACGCGGGGCGCCUAGGUCGGCCGCCCUUCCUCCUCAAGCUCUCCUUUCACCGGCCCCACUCGCCGUACGACCCGCCGCAGCGGCUGCUCGACGCGGUGCAGUACGAUGCCAUCCCACCUCCGGCGCGCAGCGUUGAUGGGUGGUCGGCGCACUUUGCCACCUGCGACCAGCGUGGGACCGCGCACAAACCCUUUCCCGACUCGUGGUGCGGCGAGAUGCCGGCCGAGGAGGAGCGGCUCGCGCGCCGCGCGUACCACGCGAGCGUGCGUUUUGUCGACGAGAAGAUAAGCGCGGUGCACGAGGUUUUGCGCACUACGGGGCUGCUCGAGCGAACGUUGUGGCUCUUCCUCUCAGACCACGGCGACGGUCAGGGCGACCAUUUCCAUUGGCGAAAGGGAUACCCUUACGAGUUUUCUGCGCACAUCCCGAUGCUCCUCCGCUGGCCCGAGGCGUGGCCACCCUCCCUCCCUCCCGUGCGCAUUCCGCGCGGCAGCACGCUCGAUGCGGUUGUUGAGCUUCGAGACGUCGCUCCCACGCUUGUCCACGCCGCGGGCAUUCUUCCAGAGGCAAUCGGGCCGGCUGGCAUCGAAGGCAGCUCGCUGCUCUGCCUGCUGAGCGGAAAUAGCACCAAUGCUCCGCCCGUCAGCGGUGGCGGUUGGAGUGCGGUCGUCGACGGCGAGUCGCUUCUCAAGUACGUCUUCAACGCCCAAGAUGGCAGUGAGGAGCUGUUUGACUUGCGCGCGGAUCCAAAGGAGACGAUAAACCUCGCGACCAAACCCGCGCAUUCGCGGAGCGUUGCGCGGCUACGGGCGGCGCUCGUCAAGCAGUAUCAGAGGGAGGGACGCGGCGAGGGCUGGGUCCAAAUGGGCAAACUGGUGUGGCCCCGCCGCCGCCAGGCCACCGGGCAAAACUACCCGAGCCAGUCGCGGACCCGAAGAUAA
This is a messenger RNA of Emiliania huxleyi CCMP1516, 1509 nucleotides long. RefSeq lists its product as hypothetical. Gene Ontology annotation, molecular function: arylsulfatase activity. The transcript has 2 exons. The record is from RefSeq and is a predicted model, not a curated record. The coding region runs from base 1 to 1509 and encodes 502 amino acids. Lineage: Eukaryota; Haptophyta; Isochrysidales; Noelaerhabdaceae.